UUUUCAGCCCGCGAACACGGAACGGCUUUUGGUAAACGCUUCGUUAACUACACACAGAUCACAAAUGGCAGACGCUGAGCAGGAAGCCUAAAGGGAAAGAAACUCAGGCGGUGGUGAUAAGAAGGCACCUGGAGCUGAAGACAUGAGCCAGCUGCGGGCCACGAAGCCCGGACUCCUCGUGUGCACAGCCGUGUGCGUGUGCGUUUUUCUUUAUUUAAGGGACCCACCUCCGGAGGAACCGGAGGAGUCCACCUAUCCAGCAGCGGUGGAAUGUGGCUUUUAUCCAGAUGAACUGUGUUCAGCUUUAUUUGAAGGGAAAGAGGCCGCCCCCCAAAUUGCAACUUUUUGUAAAAACCCUCACGGUUCUCAAAUACUCGCUCACUUGCGCACACCAGGAAACUGCUCCAGGAUUUCCCAGCAGGUGCAUUUCAUAACCAGACCCUUGUCUGCAGAAGAGGGCAAUUUCUCUUUGGCAUAUAUCGUAACUACUCACAAGGACCUGGCUAUGUUUGUGCAGCUGCUCAGGUCUAUUUAUGUGCCUCAAAACCUUUACUGUAUUCAUGUUGACAAAAAGGCCCCAAAGAAGUAUAAGAGUGCUGUGCAAACCCUGGUGAACUGUUUUGAAAAUAUUUUUAUUUCAUCAAAGAGAGGAAGAGUGGCCCACACUGGCUUUACAAGACUGCAGGCAGAUCUUACUUGUAUGAGAGAUCUGGUCCGUUCCAAAUUUCAGUGGAACUAUGUCCUUAACCUUUGUGGACACGACUUUCCAAUCAAAACCAACAAAGAAAUCAUACACUACAUCAGGAGCAAGUGGACUGAUAAAAACAUCACUCCUGGAGUGAUCCAACCACCACACGCUGCAUCCAAGACAAGUGGAAGUCGUCUUGAAUUCACCCCUGAAGGAAGAGGUAUCUACAGAUCUCCAAACAGGAGAUUCAAAGAUGAACCACCCCAUAACUUAACCAUUCAUUUCGGAAGCGCUUACUAUGUACUAACGAGGAAGUUUGUAGAAUUUGUACUGACGGACAUCCGCGCAAAAGACCUGCUCCAGUGGUCCAGAGACGUCCAGAGCCCAGAACAGCAUUACUGGGUGACUCUGAACCGACUGAAAGAUGCCCCGGGAGCCACACCUGACGCUGGCUGGGAAGGAGACAUUCGAGCCAUUAAAUGGAGGAACGAGGAGGGAAGUGUUCACGAUGGAUGUAAAGGGCGCUACGUCCACGAGAGCUGUGUGUAUGGACCAGGAGACCUGCCGUGGAUCAUUCGGUCACCUUCUCUGUUUGCCAGCAAAGUGGACUCGACAGACCCCCUGGUGGUCACGUGCCUGGAGAGGCGGCACAGGCUCCAGGCGCUGCGGCAGGCAGAGGUCCCUGCGGAGCCACACUGGCGCUUUCAACAGGAGAGUCAUUUCAACACGACACGGAGCCGCUGA
This is a messenger RNA of Leopardus geoffroyi (Geoffroy's cat), 1432 nucleotides long. RefSeq names its product beta-1,3-galactosyl-O-glycosyl-glycoprotein beta-1,6-N-acetylglucosaminyltransferase 7-like. Lineage: Eukaryota; Metazoa; Chordata; Mammalia; Carnivora; Felidae. Gene Ontology annotation, cellular component: membrane. The transcript has 5 exons. The coding region runs from base 143 to 1432 and encodes 429 amino acids. The record is from RefSeq and is a predicted model, not a curated record. Gene Ontology annotation, molecular function: acetylglucosaminyltransferase activity.